Galendromus occidentalis (western predatory mite) is the source of this 1125-nucleotide messenger RNA. RefSeq names its product synaptotagmin-8-like. Gene Ontology annotation, molecular function: SNARE binding; calcium ion binding; clathrin binding. The record is from RefSeq and is a predicted model, not a curated record. Gene Ontology annotation, biological process: calcium-ion regulated exocytosis. Bases 1 to 1125 code for a protein of 374 amino acids. Lineage: Eukaryota; Metazoa; Arthropoda; Arachnida; Mesostigmata; Phytoseiidae. Gene Ontology annotation, cellular component: plasma membrane; exocytic vesicle. The transcript is spliced from 5 exons.
AUGAUUUUCGCCGCCAUCCCCGACUCGUCAGAAACGACGCCGAUCAGCACCAGCGCGAAACUCGUAGCUUGUAUCGCCGUCUUCAUCCUUUUAGGAAGCCUAAUCUCAGCCAUGGGCUACUACCUGAUCAGAAGCAUGACAUUCAUCUGUUCUCAGAAGAAAGAAUUCGAAGAAAAACCGAAACCCCCGAUUCUUCAAUUCGACCUCACUCCCAGGAUCACAAUCGAAGAGUCGAUCGAUUUCGUGGUGCCUGCCCUUCAGUCCCCUAGAACUCUGAUGGCGGGCGCCGGGAUGUUCGAGUCGGGCUCGACGGAACAACUUCAGAAGAAUCUCUACGAGCCCACCGCUCGAGCUUAUCGCCCACCGAGCAUAGGCUUCACCGUGGAAUACGAUCGCGAGGUUAGCUCGACUCUCACCGUCCGAUUGAAUGGCGCAAAAGACAUUCCACCGUCGAAGCUCGGAGUCAAUCCCAUCGUGAAGAUCUCUCUUUCACCGGACAAGAUCAAGCACGUUUCUCGACUCCAAAGAGACACGAUACGCCCCGUUUUCGGCGACGUUUUCCAAUUUGAUCUCCCCGAGGACGCCAACAUCGAGACGCGAUCUCUGAAGUUCACACUCUACGAUCAAGACAAGCUGAACAAACGUCCUCUCGGGAGAGCGGUUUUCCCUCUGAAGAAAACAAUGCACCAAUCAGAACGAUGGAUCUCACUUAAUGUUCAGCAGUGCAGAGAGCGAUCCUACGGCGAAGUCACUGUUCAGCUCGAACAGAAUGACGCUUUGUUCGUUUGUUCGUUGCUCUCCGUAAGAGGAAUUCCGAACGAUAUAUUCGUCCACGUCAAGCUGGGCGUUUACGUCAAUCACAAGCCAUACAAGAAAGUGCGCUCCAGUGCCUUCCAGGCUCUCGGAGGAAUCAUGAGUCUGAAGGAACGGAUCGAACUCCAAAAAUCGGAUUUCGGUCGGAAUGACUUGUCUACGCUGCAGAUCAUUGUGAGUCUCCAUAGCAGGAAGAAACGGCUAGCCAAAUGCCACAUAGGCCCGAGGAGCUCCGUCGACGGCAUGGAACAUUGGGCAGAAAUGCUGCUGCGGAACAACGCGAUCAAAGCGCAUCGCUUUCUCUCGGGCUGA